AUGUUGGAUUCCAUAGAUAUCAAUUUUCAGGACAAACCAUCGGCAUCAACUGCCACACGCUGGUUUGACGCUAUUAGCCCCAACUUCUUUUCGGCAGCCAAUUUGGUUGGAGGCGACCCAUUUUCCUUUGUGUCGUCUCGGCGUAACGACACCAUAGAGCUCACCCCAUCAACAAUUCGCUACAAUGAGGACAGUGGCGCGUCACCGCGGGAUAUUUUAAGCGAAACCCGUUCGCCAGUUGAGCCGGUGCGCGGAAGCUCCCAUGUGGAGGUGAGUGAAGCUGACCAAGGUGGACCCACCUCGCAUGGCGAAACACCGCUGGAUAACACGACUCCCAGUGCUGAUAAUUACCAACGCUCUCGACAUGGUGAUCUCUACGAGGAUGCCAUGCGGGCCCAAAUUGCAAAACGGCAGUGGGCAGCGGUGGAGCAAAUGCGGCAGAUGAUGCUGGAAAAUGCAAAGGUUGAGCGGGACUGUCCAUUUAAGCCCCAACUCUCAUCAUAUGCGGCAAAGAUUCAAAGACCCGCUGAGCUGGCACCGCAUAAUCGGGUUUACAAUGAACUCAUGCGAAGGGAGGAAUGGCGAACAAAGAAACGACAGGAGCACAUAAGACGGGAACUUGAGGGAUGUACGUUUCGCCCAUUAACUCUUCGAGCGGCCAUGUUAAAGUCCUCUGCCCAUACGCACGACUCCCAUGUCUUCAGUAAGCUUUACCAUCACCAUGAGGAGCAAAAUCACUUUGUACGGGAGGUGCGGCCGUACGUUGUGGAGCAAUUGGAGCGUCAUAUGCUUUUUAAGAGUCCGGCUAACAAACCUCUACCGGAGGAUAAAAUUAACUCUGUUGUAGAGCGACUGUUUUCUCAUGGUGUUGUGGUACAGCCGGAUGAAGUCAAGAGGAGGCGAUCGCAGAGCACAUCACCCCCUUUUAAACCAAGAGUGAGUGUGAACUCGGAAAGAAUUGUCGCGAAGCAACGCCAGGGUGGACAGGUUGUAGAAGACGUGGUGGAGCGGCUUCUUAAGCCACCAGUGUAUUCUAACCAAACUGGAAAUCUGCGUCGGCAACUUGAGGCAACACAGGAGAAUGAGGAGUUGAAGCUGAUGCGGUCGGAGUACGUCCGAGGACUGCAGGAGUUGUUACAACGUGAGCGUCGGCGAUCGUUUAUCGAGGCGAAAUUUAAUGUGCUUUCGAGUGCCAUAAAUAAGGAACGCCAGAGCCGUGAGGGCUCACAACGGACUCUCACCGAACACCGUGCAGAGGAACUUGUGAGGGCGGCUGUGAUUAUUUUGUCACCCGAUGAGGCGGAAGAGUUGCGCAACAUUAUAUUAUCCAGCGGCGCAAGCAAACUGAACAAAGAGGGAUUUAUUGCUCUCUGUGAGAAGGCCGUGGAGGGGCUCUCCAAUCCACAUGCAAGUCCGCUGGGUCGAGUGCCUCCCCCACGGAUUCACGCGAUGGAGGCCAAUCUCACGGAUGAUGACAACGGCAGCUAUGCAGGGGCACGAAAGAAGUUUCAACGUGGAGCUCUUUCACCGGAGGAACUUGAAGAAGUGAGGGCCCGACGAUUGGAACGGAAGCGGCAAAUGGCGGAGGAGGAGAAUCAGAAACGUCAGGCAAUGAUAGAGGAAGAAAUGCGUCAAUGUACAUUCCGUCCGCCUCCACCUAGGAAGGUGCCACGAGAGUGUCAUGUGAACCACAAAGUGGAUGUGAAAACAACUAGGGCAGACGAACUCCGUCGAGCUCACAUUCAAAAAACCCUCGAAGGGGAAGAACAUGCUGGAGGAGCCGCCGCCGCCUUUCCGACUGCUUCUGCACGAGAACUCUUUGGUGAAGGCGGAACCCACCCAAGGCUGCAUCGGUCACAAAGUGCAGGCACUCGCUCUCCCCGAGCGCUGUCCACUCUUCAUACAAAACCAGCAUUUGUGGCGCCGGCAGAGGCAUCAUUCGAAGAAGGGACGUUCUCGCCGAAGCGUAAUAGAUUUGAAAAACUACGUCGAAGCCACACCGCCCAUAGCGAUGCUUUUUUGAGGAAAAAAGAUUUUGCUGGCGUACCUCUCAAAGAUCGUUCAUCUCGCAGGUCCGCAGCAGUCUCAUCCGAUCGCAGCUCCGAAGACGCCGCUGCUGCCGACAUCACAUCGCGGGGGAUGAAGAAAUGCGAGUCCGUUGCAGAGGCGACCACCGCAUCUCCACGUUUGUAUCGCGAUGUCAUUUCUGAGCACGCGGCUUUUGGCAGCGACGGAGCCCUCACCGAGUUUGGUCGAGAACUUAUUCUAAGGCAACUCCGAGAGUAUAGAAAUAAGCGAUAG
Molecule: messenger RNA, 2301 nt
Organism: Trypanosoma cruzi
Lineage: Eukaryota; Euglenozoa; Kinetoplastea; Trypanosomatida; Trypanosomatidae
Exons: 1
Coding region: 1-2301 (766 amino acids)
Source: RefSeq, a predicted model, not a curated record